AUGUCCCGUAUUGUCAAUUCUACUGGCACUCGCGAGGUAACAAUAAGCAACGCUCCUCCCUAUGUGGCGUUGAAGAAGGGGGAACGUCUACCUACGGUGAUGACCGUGGCCACAUCUGAUCCUAGUGGUGGUGCUGGUAUCGAGGCGGACCUCAAGACCUUCACAGCCCACAGAUGCUACGGGUUGACAGGUAUGGCCGCGCUUACCGCGCAGACGCCCGAAGGCGUCUAUGCGAUCCAUGAAAUUCCCAAGGAACACUUCAAACUCACGCUUGACAGCUGUCUGCGUGACAUGCGCGUUGAUGCCAUCAAGACAGGUAUGCUCACAAAACCUGCUGUGGAGGUGCUGUACGAGACGUUCAGCGCCAUGCCCGCUGACGCGCGUCCACACUUAGUGGUGGACCCAGUCCUCGUAGCGACAUCAGGAUCUACCCUAGUUAGCGACCAAUCUGUGAUUGAUUUCAUAAAAACGCUAUCGCCUCUAGCUACGCUUCUGACUCCCAACGCGUACGAAGCUGGCCGCAUCCUAGGGCGCGAAUCCCUUGAAUUAAACUCGGUCGAAGACCUGAUUGACGUCGCAUGCGAGCUUCAGAAGACUACUUUGUGCCCCAACGUCCUUUUGAAGGGUGGCCACGCGCCCUGGGUUGACUCAAACGGUCAAAAGCGAGUCACAGAUGUGUUGCGCUUGGGGAACAAGACUGUUCUCUACCGGAGCGUGUUCUGCACCUCCGAAAACACCCAUGGAACUGGCUGCACCCUUGCGUCGGCCAUCGCAAGUAACCUAGCUCAUGGCGAGGCACUUCAGCACGCUGUCUUCGGUGGAAUUCAGUAUGUACACAAUGCAAUUGAGAUCGGGUGCACUGUGACCCAGCCCCAUGUCAAGAAAAACGGCCCCAUCAACCACGUCUACGCUAUCAAACAACCUCUCCAGGAAAUGGUCGAAGACCUUAGCUACUCAGCGCACGCCCUGCGGGUAGAUGAAAACCGUAGCAACAGCACCGCAAGCAGUAGCAAUAGUUUGGUGUCACAGAUACGCGACUCGGGUUCUUUCUUCGAGUACCUCAUCUCCGACCCACGCGUCAAGCCUCACUGGGAGACCUACACUCGUCAUGAAUUUGUUAGGUGUGUUGCUGACGGAACACUACCUCGCGAAAACUUUAGAUUCUUCCUGGAGCAAGACUACGCUUACCUCGACAACUAUGCGCAAAUCCAUUGCAUAGCAGCCAGCAAGGCACCCACAACAGAAGAUUUUGAUAAAUCCGUGCACAUUGUUUCGGAGAUCAAAACGGAAAUGGAGAAGCACCGUGAGAAGAUGAUGCGCCAGUUCGAUAUUUCAGACAUGAAGCAUUUUGACCAGAUCAAGAUGGGCUCUGCUCUGAGAAACUACGCGCGUUUCUUCGACGACGUUGCAAGGAACGGAUCAUGGGUACACUUGUGCGUGGCAUUGUCUCCAUGUUUAAUGGGCUACGGUAAUGCUCUGCGCAAUUUCAAAGACAAGAUCACAGUGCCAAAGGAUGACAUAUAUCACUCCUGGUGCGAGGACUAUUUAGCUCCAUGGUACGUGGAAGCUAUGGAUGCAGGUCUAAUAUUGCUGGACCGAGUCUGCCAAAUGAGCGAUGACUGGGACACCUUAUGCAAAAUCUACGCGUCUGUGUGCAAGCUCGAAACCGAGUUCUGGGAUGCGGCAUUGUACUACUCGCCAGAGAACUUGUGA
Messenger RNA from Lachancea thermotolerans CBS 6340, 1713 nucleotides. RefSeq names its product trifunctional hydroxymethylpyrimidine kinase/phosphomethylpyrimidine kinase/thiaminase (gene THI20). Gene Ontology annotation, biological process: thiamine biosynthetic process. Gene Ontology annotation, molecular function: phosphomethylpyrimidine kinase activity; thiaminase activity; hydroxymethylpyrimidine kinase activity. Bases 1 to 1713 code for a protein of 570 amino acids. NCBI's taxonomy places the organism in Eukaryota, Fungi, Ascomycota, Saccharomycetes, Saccharomycetales, Saccharomycetaceae. The record is from RefSeq and is a predicted model, not a curated record. The transcript has a single exon. Gene Ontology annotation, cellular component: cytosol.